Messenger RNA from Bemisia tabaci, 1348 nucleotides. RefSeq lists its product as uncharacterized. The record is from RefSeq and is a predicted model, not a curated record. NCBI's taxonomy places the organism in Eukaryota, Metazoa, Arthropoda, Insecta, Hemiptera, Aleyrodidae.
AAAAAAGGGCUGACUCCGGGAAAAAUCACGCUCACCAGUUGUGACAAGGACGCUGCUGGGACCUGAAUGGCUGAGGCUGAGGCCUUCUCAAGAAGACUAGUUUCUGGUUGGCGGGAUAGCGAGCAGCCAUGGGGUGAAGCUCUACCACGGGGGAGCAGCCGUGGGGUCUGGUCGAGAAGAGAAGCCUCCUUUUGGUUCCAAGUCACGGGGAUUUUAUUGGCAUGGAUGGCCCUCAUCCAAGAAACAUCAGCCAGUGGCUUCAGCAACUGGGUCCCGCUCGCGACCUUACGGUUCGACACUGGCGACCUGAUCAGCUGCAAACUGGCCGAGAAAUUCCGGGCUCUUGGAUCGAUCUACGCCCCGGGACUCGAACACUGGCUCUUAGCAUACGACGCUCGGAACCUUGUCGACAUAGAGCCCAACGGCUCCCUCAGCGAAACGCUCAUCACAGUGAAACACGUCGACGAACUGAACCACUACAAGGAGUGCUACAAACGCAACAAUCCUAGUCUCCCGACGGAGAUGGUCAAAGGCUUUGUCGACUACAACAAGGGCAAGACGCUUUACUAUAGUCUUCUCCGCUGCAGUUGUAAACACUAUACGCAUUACUGGGCAACUGGAGCGAAAGGCGGAUCUUUCGGCAAAGUCAGUUUUCUACCACCCUCCAGGAAAUGCAUCUAUGUUCUCGAGGUCAACACCCCGGCGUCCUACCGCGAGACGCUGAUACCAGCCAUACCCCCAAAAGAACAACCGCAAAAUGUCCAGCAGAACUUCCUGACACCACAGAACUCGAUGCAGAUUCCAUUCCAGGCCGCACAGAAUUUGCAACAGGUUCCGCACCAGGUGCCACACAAUUUCCAGCAAAGCUCAUUCCAGGUACAACAGAGCCCAAUCCAAGUACCACAGCCAAUCCUCCUGCCACCACAAAACAGGCAGAACGGGAUCCCUCUCCCUGCUCUACAGUACUUACUACAACAACAGAGACUCGCCAAUCUCAACAGCAAUCGACAAAAUCAAUCCCAACAGUUGCCGAAUUUCGUUCCAACACCAUCUCCAUCAGAAGAGGGUCAGGGACCCGUUAUAUUCCCUCCUCUACAGAAUCAAGUGAAGGAUAAUUUCCUCCCGUUUACACCGCAAUCACCAAAGGAUCAGUUCCAACAACUUCAGUCACUUUUGGCCGUAGUGGUCCCGCAAGUUAAGCGAGUGUUGCACUUGCAAGAUGCUUUAGCGCAGUGGUCGGCCAGGCAGAAUACGGUGCCAUGGCAAAUAAGAUGAGAGUCCUCAACACGGCAUCGUGAUUGGGUCGAUUUCAUGUAACCAAAAUGUGUAUAUUAAAUGCUUUAUCCUG